Messenger RNA from Sorghum bicolor (sorghum), 1648 nucleotides. RefSeq names its product gibberellin 20 oxidase 2. Lineage: Eukaryota; Viridiplantae; Streptophyta; Magnoliopsida; Poales; Poaceae. The transcript is spliced from 3 exons. The record is from RefSeq and is a predicted model, not a curated record. Gene Ontology annotation, molecular function: gibberellin 20-oxidase activity. Gene Ontology annotation, biological process: response to light stimulus; flower development; unidimensional cell growth. Bases 15 to 1256 code for a protein of 413 amino acids.
CACUCGCACAUCUCAUGGUGUCCCAAGAACGGCAAGAGCCAGCACUGCCUCUGCCUAGCAACAGCAGCAGCGCCAAGCGAGCAGCCGCGUCCAUGGACGCCAGCAGCCCGGCCCCGCCGCUCCUCCUCCGCGCCCCCACUCCCAGUCCCAGCAUUGACCUCCCCGCUGCCGCUGGCAAGGCCGCGGCCGUGUUCGACCUGCGGCGGGAGCCCAAGAUCCCGGCGCCAUUCCUGUGGCCGCACGAGGAGGCGCGCCCGACCUCGGCCGCGGAGCUGGAGGUUCCGGUGGUGGACGUGGGCGUGCUGCGCAAUGGCGACCGCGCGGGGCUGCGGCGCGCCGCGGCGCAGGUGGCCUCGGCGUGCGCGACGCACGGGUUCUUCCAGGUGUGCGGGCACGGCGUGGACGCGGCCCUGGGGCGCGCCGCGCUGGACGGCGCCAGCGACUUCUUCCGGCUGCCGCUGGCCGACAAGCAGCGCGCCCGGCGCGUCCCCGGCACCGUGUCCGGGUACACGAGCGCGCACGCCGACCGGUUCGCGUCCAAGCUCCCCUGGAAGGAGACCCUGUCCUUCGGCUUCCACGACGGCGCCGCGUCGCCCGUCGUCGUGGACUACUUCACCGGCACCCUCGGCCAAGAUUUCGAGCCAAUGGGGCGGGUGUACCAGAGGUACUGCGAGAAGAUGAAGGAGCUGUCGCUGACGAUCAUGGAGCUGCUGGAGCUGAGCCUGGGCGUGGAGCGCGGCUACUACCGGGAGUUCUUCGAGGACAGCCGCUCCAUCAUGCGGUGCAACUACUACCCGCCGUGCCCGGAGCCGGAGCGCACGCUGGGCACGGGCCCGCACUGCGACCCUACGGCGCUGACCAUCCUCCUGCAGGACGACGUCGGCGGGCUGGAGGUGCUGGUGGACGGCGAGUGGCGCCCCGUCCGGCCCGUCCCAGGCGCCAUGGUCAUCAACAUCGGCGACACCUUCAUGGCGCUGUCGAACGGGCGGUACAAGAGCUGCCUGCACCGCGCGGUGGUGAACCAGCGGCAGGAGCGGCGGUCGCUGGCCUUCUUCCUGUGCCCGCGCGAGGACCGGGUGGUGCGGCCGCCGGCCAGCAGCGCCACGCCGCGGCAGUACCCGGACUUCACCUGGGCCGACCUCAUGCGCUUCACGCAGCGCCACUACCGCGCCGACACCCGCACGCUGGACGCCUUCACCCGCUGGCUCUCCCACGGCCCAGUCCCAGCCCAGGAGGCGGCGGCUCCCUGCACCUAGCGAGCGAGCGAGCCGGGCCAAACAAACAAGGGGCAAAGGCCAUCUCUUUCGCCGGGGCCCGCGCGCGGGGUUCGCCCACGUGCGCGCCCAGGUGGGCGCUGGCCGCGGGCAGGUGGCGGACAUGUGGCCUGCGGGCCCCGCGCCGCCUUCCCAUUUUUGGACGCUGCCGCGCAUGCCGCAUGCGUGCGUCGACGGCCCUACUACUUCUACUACUGCUACUGCGACUACUAGUGUACAUACGCAAAAAUACAUAUAUACGUAUUUUCUAUAUAUAUAUAUAUAAGCAAGGCGGCCCCCCGGUGACCUUUUCUUUGUUUUUGUCGACAACUGUGUUUUGAUCCCAUUCUAGCUGUUCUAUGGACCAUGGAUGGUUCGUUCAAUGUUUGUACGUA